AUGGGAAUUUUAUUUAAACUAUUUAAAUGUUAUUGCAUACUAUCCAUUCUUUACAUUUGGUUAACUCCUCAUAUUGAAGAUUUGAAUUUGAAAUCCUUUUAUUCAAAUGUACAAUUGAAUAUAUCUCAACAGAGCUUGAAAUCCGUGAAUUUGAUUAUUGCUCAUCCAGAUGAUGAGGUAAUGUUCUUCACACCCACACUAUUACAAUUGGAUGAUAUUCUUCCAACUCAUGUUCCCUUCAAUGUGAUAUGUUUGUCAAAGGGUGUUGACGUUGAUGGCAGAGCUGUCGGUGAUUUAAGAAGUAAUGAAAUAAUGGACUCGUUAACAAUGUUGCUGGGUCACAGAAGAGCAGGUCUCAAUAGGGAAGUUAAAUUGCACCAAUUUGAAUAUGAAGAUGGUAUGGACAAACAGUGGGAUAUUUCAAAAGUUGUUACUGAUAUCCAAAAUACUAUUUCAAUGGAAUCUAAUGUGGAUGGUUUAAAGCACUGGUUGCUAACAUUUGAUGCCCAGGGUGUGUCAGAGCAUCCGAAUCAUAUAGCAUGUUAUGAUGCUAUGAUGACCUUGAAACAGAAAAGUAGUAAUCCUGGUGAUUAUUUAUUGAUGACACUAAAUAGCUAUGGUUCUAAUAUUAUUCUGAAGUAUAGUUCAUUUCUCCCAGUUGUUUUCAAACUACUUAUCAAUAUCAUCAAUGAUAAAUUUAGAAUUUUUGAAUUAAAACAGGUACCAUUUCUUUCAAUGCACAAAGAACAUGAUCAGAUCCAAUUUAUCAAUACUUUUCCACACUAUAUAAUGGCAUUGUCCUCUAUGCUGAACAGUCAUACAUCUCAAAUGGUCUGGUUUAGAUAUGGUUGGUGGAGUUUCUCGAGAUUUGUGUUUGUAAAUGAUUUACAUAUUAUAGAUUUAUAA
This is a messenger RNA of Tetrapisispora phaffii CBS 4417, 906 nucleotides long. It is a transcript of the gene GPI12, whose product is annotated as N-acetylglucosaminylphosphatidylinositol deacetylase. The record is from RefSeq and is a predicted model, not a curated record. Gene Ontology annotation, biological process: GPI anchor biosynthetic process. Gene Ontology annotation, cellular component: endoplasmic reticulum. Gene Ontology annotation, molecular function: N-acetylglucosaminylphosphatidylinositol deacetylase activity. The transcript has a single exon. The coding region runs from base 1 to 906 and encodes 301 amino acids. NCBI's taxonomy places the organism in Eukaryota, Fungi, Ascomycota, Saccharomycetes, Saccharomycetales, Saccharomycetaceae.